AGGGGUUUAUCUAUCUGGUUGGUCUCCCUGCGCGGUCUCUUGCAAAUCUGUAAAUCGGAAGAGAAGGAAUCGGGUCCGUAAAAUCCAUUGUUCUCCAUUCACCUUGAGUAUCGCCAUCUUCCCUACUAGCUUACGGCUUACUCUCUAUCCGAAUCCAUAAUCAGAAUAAUAAGAAAACAAAAUCAGCAGAAUCCGGUUGCCUACUGGGUGCUGGAGAAAGAAAUGGAGUGAUUCCGUACGCAAAAUCUCCUCUGGUCUGGGUUAGGGUUUAUCUUUCCCCCCGUAAGUAUCCCCAAUUCUUCACCGCCAGAGAGGGGGCAGAGUGAGGUUUCAGUUUUCACUGUGACUCUAUAAAGGGGAAAACCCAGAAAAAAAGGAAUUUUCCAGAUCCAACUAUUGAGAAUUGUUCUAGAAAAUCAAGAACCGGGGCUGUGCUAGGGUGGGUAGGUUCCAAACUGCACCGCUUCGUGAAAAAGAUUUAUCUUGGAGGGUUUUUGUUCUUGGAGGUUGUGAGAUUCCGGAAGAGAGCUAGAUGACUGUGGAUGAAGUGGGUAGCAGCUCCUCCUCGUGGACUUUUGAGCAAGAUAAGGCAUUUGAGAAUGCUGUGGCAACUUAUGCAGAGGAUGAAGCGGAUCGAUUUGAGAAGAUUGCUGCAGAAGUCCCUGGGAAAACACUGGAAGAGGUUAAGCAUCACUACGAGAUUCUGGUCGAGGAUGUUGAACAGAUUGAAUCUGGUUGUGUGCCUUUACCCAACUAUAAUUCUUCCUCUGAGGGGCAUAACAACAGUGAGUCCAGUCAAGGGAACAAGGGUUCAAGGUCAGAUCAGGAACGCCGUAAGGGAAUUGCUUGGACAGAAGAUGAGCAUAGGUUAUUCCUUCUCGGGUUGGAAAAAUAUGGGAAAGGAGACUGGAGAAGCAUAUCCCGGAACUUCGUGGUAACAAGGACGCCUACCCAAGUGGCCAGCCAUGCUCAGAAGUACUUCAUCCGGCUAAACUCGAUAAACAAGGACAGAAGGCGCUCGAGCAUUCAUGACAUCACGAGCGUGAACAAUGGCGAGAUUGCAGCAGCCCAAGGACCGAUAACCGGGCAAGCAAACGGCACUCCUGCUGGUGGCAGCGGCGGAGUAGGGCCUUCAGGGAAAGCUGGUAAACAACCGUCUCAGCAUCACCCUGGUGGGGGGCCUCCAGGGGUAGGGAUCUAUGGUCCUCCAACAAUAGGACAGCCCAUCGGAGGGCCAUUGGUAUCGGCAGUUGGGACACCCGUGAAUUUACCUGCGCCAGCACACAUGGCAUAUGGAGUUAGAGCGCCGGUGCCUGGGACGGUGGUCCCUGGGGCACCGAUGAACAUGGGUGGGAUGGCUUAUCCGAUGCCGCCGACGAGUGCUCAUAGGUGAUGUACAAUACAAACACAGAGCGAGGAUGUUAGCACAGAUGAGUUUAUUAUGGUUUUCAUUAAGUUAGAUGGAGGGGAAGUUGUCCAUUGUAGGGGUUGAAUAAGAACUCUUAUCUUAUAGUGGAAGCAAGCAGAAUGCUGUGAUUUUACUCAGUUUCGUUUAAUUCGUCGAUGGUAGGGGGGGGAUUAUGCUUCAUGCAAACAGGUGUGGAGCUGCAGCAGCUUUUAGAAGGCGAUGAUGCUGAUAAAUUCUGGGAAGCUGGUUAGGGAGAGAGGGCAGCAGUGGUAGCAAGCAAUUCUGUUGUGGUUUUAUUUUUGUUCUUGUUUUUUCUUUUUCUUUCCCAAUCCUUGCUUUGGGGUAAACUUAUAGUUAGUGGGUAUCAGACAGACAGACCAACCAUUUUAGAAGCAGCAGGUGCAGGAGUAGUGAAAUAGAUCUGUCUGUAUUAUUCCUUGGGGUGGAAAGAAGGGAGUUGUAAAGAAGCCAUUUUUAGUAUUCUGAGCGGCAUAGGCUGGUGGCAGU
This is a messenger RNA of Linum tenue, 1915 nucleotides long. Lineage: Eukaryota; Viridiplantae; Streptophyta; Magnoliopsida; Malpighiales; Linaceae. The record is from the annotation of a GenBank genome assembly.